Messenger RNA from Antrostomus carolinensis (chuck-will's-widow), 812 nucleotides. RefSeq names its product probable ATP-dependent RNA helicase DHX35. Gene Ontology annotation, molecular function: helicase activity; RNA binding. Lineage: Eukaryota; Metazoa; Chordata; Aves; Caprimulgiformes; Caprimulgidae. Gene Ontology annotation, cellular component: catalytic step 2 spliceosome; intracellular anatomical structure. The annotation marks the transcript as partial. The record is from RefSeq and is a predicted model, not a curated record. The transcript has 9 exons.
GCACGGAAGGUCCUGGUGUCAGUGUCUCAGAGGAGAGACAGAGUCCUGCUGAGAGCAGUGGCAUAACUGUCAUCUACAAUCCUUAUGCUUCCCUUUCUAUUGAACAACAAAGACAAAAGCUGCCUGUUUUUAAGCUAAGAAAUCACAUACUUUACUUAGUGGAGAACUACCAAACGCUGGUGAUCGUUGGGGAAACAGGUUGCGGGAAAUCAACACAGAUUCCACAAUACCUGGCAGAAGCUGGCUGGACAGCAGAAGGAAGGGUUGUUGGGGUGACGCAGCCUCGCCGGGUUGCUGCUGUUACAGUUGCAGGCCGAGUUGCUGAUGAAAGAGGUGCAGUACUGGGACAUGAAGUUGGAUAUUGUAUUCGGUUUGAUGACUGCACGGAUCCACAGGCUACCAGAAUUAAGUUUCUAACUGAUGGGAUGCUGGUGAGAGAGAUGAUGGCUGAUCCUUUAUUAACAAGAUACAGUGUCCUCAUGCUGGAUGAAGCCCAUGAAAGGACUCUCUAUACAGAUAUUGCCAUUGGCUUAUUAAAAAAGGUUCAAAAGAAGCGUGGGGAUCUUCGACUGAUUGUGGCUUCAGCCACCUUGGAUGCAGAGAAAUUCAGGGAUUUCUUUAAUCAAAAUGAGACCGGUGACCCCAGCAAAGAUACCAGUGUGAUCCUUACUGUUGAGGGGAGAACAUUUCCAGUGGACAUCUUUUACAUCCAGAGUCCUGUUCCAGACUAUAUAAAAUCAACUGUGGAAACUGCAAUGAAAAUUCACCAGAUGGAGAAUGAUGGUGAUAUACUGGCAUUUUUAACCGGCCAG